Messenger RNA from Anguilla rostrata (American eel), 2030 nucleotides. RefSeq names its product sepiapterin reductase a (gene spra). The transcript has 3 exons. NCBI's taxonomy places the organism in Eukaryota, Metazoa, Chordata, Actinopteri, Anguilliformes, Anguillidae. Bases 824 to 1651 code for a protein of 275 amino acids. Gene Ontology annotation, molecular function: sepiapterin reductase (NADP+) activity. Gene Ontology annotation, biological process: tetrahydrobiopterin biosynthetic process. The record is from RefSeq and is a predicted model, not a curated record.
CUCCCACCUGCGACAGAAUUUAAAGUAACAGCUAUGCGCUACAACGCGAAUAAUGUUUGCACAUGCAUAUGUUAAAAUUCAUACAUUUUUAAAAUAAGAAGUACUUGGAUAAUCUCUGGUCUGUAUGUACAAUUUGUAAAAUGAAUCUGUGCCCCCUGAAUAAGUAAUUGAAUGACCCUGUAGUAGCAGUACUAAUCUGGUAGCAGUAUCCCCACGGCUGUUCAGAGGAUGAAUAUCGUUCCUGGAGGCACGCGUGUGUUUCUCGAUUUCUUCUGCUUUUUUUAAUACGAUCUCACAUGUUUUGCCAAAUUUAAGCGAUAAACUGUGAACCAGCGUGUGUGCAUACAACCGCGCCACUAUGGCGGCACUGCAAGAAGGGGGAACCCGAAACCCGACAAUCCCAGAGCCCAGGGCUGUCUAGGGCGGCAGAAAUGUAGAUCCAUCAUUUCGUUACGGUGUCAUUUCGCAGUUUUGCACAGUCCGUACGGUGUCUGAUUGCGCCCGCGGUGCAUUUUAAAACUAACGAACCUCAACUCACUGCGAUUUUUUCCACUCUAUAAUUCAUAUUUAAUCUUAAAAUGAGCAGUUAGCGAAAAAGGAAAUCCACAGACCUGGCUGCCCCUUGCAACAUCUGCAACAAGUUAAUCAGGUUAUAGAACUGUAGGCCUGUUCAGGAGGAGGAGUCACAGGACGGCUUAAUUUCGGGGUUUUGGUGUGACUGGACGCGUUUCCCCUGCACGGAUAGGCGGGGAAGACGUUAAAUAGCGCAGUGUUUUUAAUUAACAGGAAAGAUAGCGCCGCUGUUUUUAUUCAGUAAGCGGCUAUGGAAUCGCACGGAAUUUCGCACCCGAUUGAUCCAUCCUCGAAGGGUCUCGGGCGAGCGCUCUGCGUUAUCACCGGAGCCUCGAAAGGCUUCGGCCGAUGCCUGGCGAAGCAAAUAGCCGGAUUGGUCAAACCUGGGUCAGUGCUACUGCUGGUGGCAAGAUCGGGGGAUAAAUUGAAGGAACUGCAAGCAGAGCUGGCCGCUUCGGACGCUGGUAAGAAAGGGUUGGUGAUACGCUGCGUGACCGCGGACCUCGCGCAGAAAGGAGCUGUGGAAGAGACCGUGAAGGCGGCGAAACAGACAAGUCACUUGGACAUAGAUCGCCUGCUUCUAAUAAACAAUGCAGCCUCCCUCGGGGACGUGUCUCGCUUUGCCGUCAGCUUCACAGACCCAGAGGAGAUUAACUCCUACCUGGCCUUCAACGUCAGCUCCGCUCUCAGUCUCACAGCGGCGCUGUUGGACGCUUUCCCCAAGCGGUCGGGGCUGCUGCGCUGCGUGGUUAACGUGAGCUCGCUGUGCGCCCUGCAGCCCUUUCCGUCCUGGGUGCUCUACUGCACCGGAAAGGCCGCGCGGGACAUGAUGUUCAGAGUGCUGGCCGAGGAGGAGCCCGAACUGCGCGUGCUCAACUACGCGCCGGGUCCGUUGGACACCGACAUGCACGUGGAGGCCCGUACGAAGUCGGGUGACGGGGCGCUGCAGAGCUCCUUAACCGCCAUGCACGCUGAGGGACGGGUGCUCACCUGCCAGGAGUCCGGGGCCAAACUGCUCAAGCUGCUGCUGGAGGACGGCUUCACGUCCGGCACCCACAUCGACGUCUACGACGUGUAGGGGGGUGUUCUUAAUCAUACUAUUCACCUGGUGGAAGGUGGGGGAUGGGGGCCAGCGGUGGGCUGGUAAUGGGGGGGAGGGUGUGUGUUUUGAGUGGAUGAGUACGAAACGGUGAAUGAUGAAACGGAAAGGGCAUUGGAGGGUAGGGGGGUAGGUUAGCGACCGCAGGACUGAGGGGGGAAGUGGAGCUGUCUUUAUUAUUAAGCCAGUUAGCUGUCGGACUGAUCCUUUCUCGCCGAUCCUGAUGAUGUGUGAAGGGUCCAGCGGCCCAAUUCAUGCUGCACACACAUUUGGUUGUGCUUUUGCAUGAUGUCAAAUGGGACCACGCAUGUGAUGUCCAAUCAAGAGCCAAGUCAGGCUCCAAUCAGAAGGCGGAAAA